AUGACCCGUGCGAAAUCGCAAACAUGGCCGACACCAUUGUUUUGAUUUUACCACACUAAUUGCGUGUGUGUGCGCGCGCGCUCGUCUGUGUGUGUGUCCGUAGUUUUUUAACUCGUUUUUUAUACAUACGAAUUAAUUUUUUCCACCGAUUUUCACUCGGCCCGGACGAUGCGCCGGCUGGUCGAUUCCUGCCUGUCGCGUCCCGUCCAUUUCCAUAACACCGACGCAUAGUAAAACGCUUUCCCGUUUGUCGUCCGCGUUUCGUCUCCGCCGAAAAAUAUGUAAAUAAUAUUCGGACGACGACCGGCCAGCUGCAACGCUAUACAUACCGCCACAGCCGAGAACAAUCCUAAAUAUGGAUAACCAGGGCCAUCAUCAAUCUUCGGUGAAAAAACGUUCCAUUGACGAUAUUAUAAACAACAUAACAUCAGAUCUUCAAAGUUAUGAAGGUCGUUAUAUGGUGUUGGGUAACCCGAGACAAUCGACUGAUAUGAUGUGGCAGCAAGUGAACAACUAUGCAAAUCCUCCUCAGCCACAACAUAAUAUUUAUAAUCAAGAACCGAUGAAUUUGUCAAAUAACAACCCAUACAUAUUAAAUAAUAAUCAGUAUACUCAAUAUAUGCAACCUCAAAAUUCAAUACCAGGAUAUGUUAACUAUGAUCAUCAAGUAUAUCAACAACAGCAUCAUCCUCAUCAUCUUCAGCACCAUCAACAGCAACAGCAGCAGCAACAACAACAACAACAACAACAACAUCAUCAACAGCAGCAACAACAACAACAGCGACCACAACACCAACAAACUUCUCAGCAGCAGCAGCAACAAAUGAACUAUACAUACUAUCAACAGUCACAAUAUACUUCUCAUCCCAUGUCAUACCAGACCCCUACAUAUGGUCUUUUUGAUGCACCGUGUAAUGAUGCCCUCAUUGAAAACCUCGUUCAAAGUUGGAGCCAAACUCAAAGCAAUGGUGGAGUAUUUAGCCCUUUUGGAGAUCAAGCAUUUCAGACAUCAAGAGAAAUUAUUCCUGAACAAGAUAUUAAUGUUCUUAACCAUAACACAAUAUCUAACCACAAAAAUAUUACUACACCAGUUAGGAAGGUUAGAAUGGUAGCAGAAGUGCGUCCAAUGCGACCAAGUUAUUCUGAUGUUUUAGCCAAGUCUCCUGCUGUAGGACCAGUAAAAAAGACUGCAGCUAGUACACAAGUAGAAACAUCUUUAGAUGUCAAAACUUCAUCUAAAGUAAAAACAACUGUUAAGAAAAAGAAGAAUUCAGCUAAGGUGGGUCAAGGGGAAUCUGGGUUAAGAAGACAAAAUUCAUCUGCGAGUAGUGAAGAGCGCAACACUCCUACAGUAGAGUAUAAAGAGGAUAAAAAGUCUGAAAUAACAAUCAACGGCAAUGAAAAGGUGUGGACAUCAUCUGAAGACUUGAACGGAUCAGAAUAUUUUGAAGCUGAUGAAAAUGCUUAUAGUAAUAUUUUGGUGCCAAAGUCUAAAGAAAAUAAUAAGAAAGAUAAAACGAAAGUUAAACCUAAGGCAGCAACUAUUCCAUUGUCAAAAAGCUUAGGUCAUACUGUAAAACCUCUUAAAGAUGAUGUUGAAAAACUCAAGUCCAAAAAAACUGUUCAACCAAGUUGUGUGAUUGGUGCUAAAAAAGACAAGUUAAAUAAUGAUUCAAAAAAGCAUAGUGAAUCAAAUAAUGUUAAUUCAACAACAAAAUUUGAUGACAUUGAAAAACCUUCAACCAAAAUGUCUUCAAAUGUAUCCCAACUACAACAGACUGCAGCAACUAGUAAAAAUCAGGGUUCACGUAGUACUGCAACAUUCACAGCACUACCAUUCAAAGCAAGAUAUCAACGUGUAACCAAGAAGCGACCACGUAGCUCUGCCAUCAACACAAUGAUAACGAAGCAUUUGAACUUUUUAAAAGCUCAGUUUGUUCAAUAUGCUCCAUUAAUGGUCUUCUGGUUUGUUCAUCUAUUAUGGGACGUUAUCACCAUGAGCUUACAUUUACUUUUACAUUUGUCUGCAUCAGGUAUUACUCAACUGGCCGAUUUUAGUAAGAAUUGCUGGAAGCAUUUUUGGAUUGGAUUGAGCUCUCCGUUUACAGGUGCAUCACACUGGGCUCGAGUCAAAUGGAAAGAUCAGAAUUCGGGUAAUACUCUGCAAACAAAUAUUCCACUGCCUACUACUGGUGAAGAAGCACUGAAAAGGCUACUUGCUUGUAAAGGAAAAGAUCCGUACAGUAUUUUGGGUGUAACUGUUGAUUCAUCCGAAGAUGAUAUCAAGAAGUAUUACAAGAGACAAGCUGUUCUUGUUCAUCCAGACAAAAACAAUCAAUCAGGAGCUGAAGAAGCUUUUAAAAUUUUAAUUCAUGCUUUCAACAUGAUAGGUGAUCCAGAGAAACGUAAACUCUAUGAUAGUGGUAUUGAGCACAUUAAAGAAAACUACGAUGAACUAAACAAAUUGUUGAAAAAUCUUCAUGAAAAAAUGGCACAAGUUGCAAAUACAAUUAGGUGUACUAGCUGUGGUAAACGGCACAAAAGAAAGCUGGUGUUGUGUCGGCCAAUGUAUGCUGCACGCUUCUGUGCAUUGUGUAAUGUACAUCAUUCCGCUCGUGAUGGUGAUAUUUGGUCUGAAAGCAGUAUGUUUGGUUUGCGCUGGAAGUACUUUGGAUGUAUGGACGGUGGAGUAUACGACAUCACUGAAUGGGCCACUUGUCAGCACGGUAGUCUGAAGCACAUGCGAGCAGAUACUCAUUCUGUACAGUACAGAAUAAUAUUUGGUGGCAAACAACAAACUCCCGAGCCAACGGUUUCCCCAUCACCACCUCCACAACCCAGAACACAAGCACCACCACCACCUUCAACGCCCUUAUUUGAUUUUCAUCAACCACACCUAGACGAAUUCUUGAGUUCAUUUUAUCAACAUCCAGUGCCGGGUUCUGCUACCAAUGGUGAAUUUGGAACCACAACUGACAUUCCUCGGCAACGCACUAAAAAUAAAAGAAAAAAAUAGAAAAUGAUCUUCCUUGAAUGUGCACUGUUAGAUAUAUGUUUUUCAUUUUCGAAAAGCCAAUUUCAAAUUAAGUAUCUUAUUUAGACUAAUAAUUAAUAACUCGUACAGAUUGCAACAUUUUGUUUGUAUUUUUAUUUUAAUUUACAUUUUAAACAACUUAUCACUUGUACUUGUAUAUAUGAGUACAUUGGCGAUUUACACUGUUUUUCAUUAUCAUUAUCAUUGUCAUCACUAUCAUAUUUAUGUAUGAACAAAUACGCCCCUCAAAUCAAGUGAUAUAUUUUUUUAAUACUUACGAUUAGUGUUUUAUUAAUUUACUACAUAACAUUAACAUCUGUUUAUCAUAUACUGUUUCACGGCUUAAUUUUAAAUUAACCUUAAUAUUAACACUCUGUGUUUUUAUUCAUUGUUUCUGUUCAAAACUUGUUUCUCAAACCCUAAGUUAAAAAAAAAAAUUCAUUAAACCUUUAUUUCCCACUUAUUUUUUAUGUUUUAGACUUAGCGUUUAACCCACUGAAUUUUUUUGUCAGUACAACAUUAUUAUUUAUGUAUACCUCAAACGCUGCAGUAAUGUCAAUUUUGUGAACUUAAUAAUGUAAUAACAAUAAAUACAAUAUCCGUCUAAAAAAUAAUUCAGUAUUAAAGUAUUUGAUGUUUAUUUUCUGUUUCAAAUCCUCGUCAUUACCCAGUAUUGUAAGGAAUACUUUGAAAAUGUAUUUAAAUAAAUUUUUCAAAAGUAUAAAAAUAUUA
Molecule: messenger RNA, 3766 nt
Organism: Acyrthosiphon pisum (pea aphid)
Lineage: Eukaryota; Metazoa; Arthropoda; Insecta; Hemiptera; Aphididae
Product: dnaJ homolog dnj-5
Exons: 10
Coding region: 356-3016 (886 amino acids)
Source: RefSeq, a predicted model, not a curated record